GAAGGGGAUGAUGUGGGUGGAAAUGUUUCGUGCACACAAUACCCACAUCUAUCGGAAUAUUUAUUUGCCAAACCGUUUUUUAGACUUGGUGUAGGCUUAUCUUCUGUAAAUGCUAUACAUAUAAAUGGCCAAAUGGACUGCUGGCCUGCCAUGACUGAGAUCUGAUUUUGCAGUUUAAAUGCGAAUAAUACCCCAAUUGUGAAUACUGUAAAGAAUGAGCGUUUUCAUCUGGAUCACUGCUAAAUAAUCUGGGAUUUAUCGCGACAGUAUUUUUAACGGGACCACAUUAGGUUGAAGAUGUCCAAAAUUGAGCGCCUGAACGCCCGAGUGGAAAGGCUGCUGUCUAAAGCGGUGCUGGAGGUUCUGGAGGCGGUGAAGGAGACUGUAUCGGAGUACCAGGAGAAAACUACCAGGACACAGAGAGAGAACCAGAGUCUGAAGAGAAGGCUGCAGGAGCUCCAGGAGAAGUUACAAUUGGGAAGCAACGGAAUUGUGCCACACAUUUCCUCUGCAGCCCGGCUGGCUGAUGCAGAGCUGCAUCUCAUGGAUCAGAAACAGAAAGAGCUGGAAGAUGAGGUUGAACUCACCCCCUCUGAUAAGGACAUUGCAGUCAUUUGCCCCUCGUACUCAUUUGAAGACCUUGAUUAUGAAGCAUCCAUCACAUCAUUUGCCACCCCCUGUCUCUCCCCUAGAGCUACGACGGGACCACAUUUGGGUGGUGAUAACAUGAACCAUACGAGAAAUCUUAAAACUGAGACUGAUAAUCGACUGUUGGCCCCAAUAUCAAAUCCUAUCAGUGACCCUGUCACUGCAGUUACAAUCUCUGAAAAUGACCAUGAAAUGAAACUAGAGCCUACAUCAGAUGAAGACGCAAUGCACGCUACAAAUUAUUUUUAUGACGAUGCUGGUACGAGCGCUACAUCCUUACACAGACAAGCCAGUUCAGGACUCCACCAUGAGUUAGGGAUUGUCUUCAGUCCGGACCAAAAUGGCAUAGAAGAGACACUAUCUCAGAGUUACAAGAAUACAAACGGCGUUGGAGCAGAAAAACAACACGCCACUCAGAUAAACACAAAAGUGGGACGUCCAGGAUCAAGAGCGUUCCAGAAAAACAUCCGAAAACACUACUACUGCUCGCUCUGCGGUCGCACCUUCAGGCACGCUGGCGACUACAAGAAACACAACAGGGUGCACACGGGGGAGAAGCCGUACUGCUGCUCGGUGUGCGGGAAGCGCUUCAGCCAGUCGGGCUACCUGACGGUGCACCUGCGCUACCACACGGGGGAGAAGCCGUUUGGCUGCAGUCAUUGUGGCAAAAGUUUUAGUCACUCGAGCAACAUGAAGAAACACCAGCAAACUCAUCUGUGAGGCUGCUGUGUUAUGUGCUAAUUGUCCAACUCAUAAUAUCCAGAUGUUUCUACACGUUACUGAUAGUUAGGGAUGGUCAGUGACCGCGGUGAAGUUAGUUUUAAGUUGGAUAUUCGACAGACAUUCACCCAGGAUCCAGUUACGGCUUUUUAGUCAGUUCACCCAGUUACGGUUGUAUAAGUGCGGUUAGCUCACCUCUGAUUGCUCGCUUUUAACCAACGGGGGUUAGCUUAGGGACCAUCAAUAAAUUACAAUUGUGAAAACAGUGUUAUGGGAGAAUCAUCAUUUUUUUUCAAUAGCUUCCAAGUCAUGUGACGCAGGGACUUCAAACAAAUGCCGAAUUGUAGUACUACACUAGGCAAAUGAGACAUACCGCUUCAUGUUUGAUUUGAGUGCAUAUUUUAUUUUAUAUUAAUAUUUAUGUAUAUUUUUUUCUUCAAUAGAUUCCAUUUCAAAUGAUUCAGGGACUCAAAACCAAUGCCGAAUUGUAAUACUACCCAUUACACAUAUUACACACCUCUUGUACAACUGCAGUUGUACCACAAAGAGUCAGUCAUUUUCUUCCACAGCAUUGACCAGAUUUCAAAGAAACACUUUAUUUACACAACGGACAUUCCCAGUUUCCUUUCUUUGCCUCUUCAUAUUGUGUGCUGUCCAUUUCCACACACUGAGCAUGGAACCACCGUUCACAGCCAUCACACUGGA
Molecule: messenger RNA, 2073 nt
Organism: Micropterus dolomieu (smallmouth bass)
Lineage: Eukaryota; Metazoa; Chordata; Actinopteri; Centrarchiformes; Centrarchidae
Product: zinc finger protein 79-like
Exons: 3
Coding region: 298-1368 (356 amino acids)
Biological process (GO): regulation of transcription by RNA polymerase II
Molecular function (GO): DNA-binding transcription factor activity; RNA polymerase II cis-regulatory region sequence-specific DNA binding
Source: RefSeq, a predicted model, not a curated record